Molecule: messenger RNA, 1718 nt
Organism: Andrographis paniculata
Lineage: Eukaryota; Viridiplantae; Streptophyta; Magnoliopsida; Lamiales; Acanthaceae
Product: protein ABSCISIC ACID-INSENSITIVE 5-like
Exons: 4
Coding region: 143-1303 (386 amino acids)
Biological process (GO): positive regulation of DNA-templated transcription
Cellular component (GO): nucleus
Molecular function (GO): DNA-binding transcription factor activity
Source: RefSeq, a predicted model, not a curated record
UAGUUGAGGAAAUUCAAGCCCUUCCCCUGCCUCCUCUACUCCCGCAAUUUGAUUAGAACAGUGAUCUCCGCCUCUAUCUUAUCUACAUAUGUGAGUAAAAAUAAAUAUUUAUACAUAAAGAGUUCAAGUACGAGAUUGAAGAAUGGUAGCUGCUGCUACAGAUCCAGAUCAUUCAGACAACAAUAUGACCUCCCACCCCCAAGGAGAGGUUCGGUCAGCAGCAACAGCAAGAGAGCCGCCGGACCAGACCGUACGGUCCAUCGGGAGACAGCUGUCCAUCUACUCCCUCACCCUCGACGAAUUCCAGAACACACUGUCCGAAAAUGGCAAGAGCUUCGGCUCCAUGAACAUGGACGAAUUCCUCAACAGCAUAUGGACUGCCGAAGAGAAUCAGAAUCAGAAUCAAAACCAAAAUCAAAAUCAAAAUCAAAAUCACGCCCAUGCCCAUGCCCUCGACACGAACAACAACAAUAAUAGUAAUUACUACAAUGGUUCCUCCUCCUCCUCCUCCUCAUACGCACUGCAAUUGCAAUUACAAUUCCCCAACGGUAAGGGGAUCGCACAGCAGGCGAGCAUUCCGAGGCAGGGCUCCUUCAGCAUCCCGGAGCCGCUGUGUCGGAAAACGGUCGAGGAAGUUUGGUCGGAGAUCCAGAAGGAGCGCCAGCGCAGUGCCAGUAACGGUCGGAUUCAUAAUCCUCAGAAACAGCCGACAUUUGGGGAGAUGACGCUGGAGGAUUUCUUGGUCCGGGCGGGUGUUGUGAGGGCGCCGGCUGCAACACUAGUGUCCGAACAAUAUGGGAUUUUCCAAAGCAGCAACCAGGCGGUAAUGGCGGCGCCUAAUUUCAUUGCAGCCAGGCCAGUUAUGGCAGCAGCCGUCAAUGUUCCCGCCGGCGGUGGCUACAUCGGAGGAACCAAAAUGGGGAAUGGAACUGGAGGAGGAGGAGGAGGAGGAGGAGGGAUAGGGAUAGGGAUAGGGUCACCGGGGAGUCCGGUGGGAGACGAAGAAGGCCAGUACGGAAUGGGAAUGGGAAUGGACUCAGCGAGGGGUGGGACUGGGAGGAAGAGGCUCGUGGAUGGGCCGGUGGAGAAGGUUGUCGAAAGAAGACAACGAAGGAUGAUCAAGAACAGAGAGUCGGCUGCUCGAUCCAGGGCCCGGAAGCAGGCUUACACAGUGGAACUCGAAGCAGAAUUAAACCAAUUAAGGGAAGAAAAUGCACACCUAAAACAAGCUCUGACUGAUCAAAUCAAAUCCGACAGGCCGAAUCUGAGAGGAAAAGAAAGCAGCAGUACUAUGAAGAAAUGAGAGCUAAAGCGCAGGCGCAGUCGAAAGCCAGGAAAGCGAGAGAGAAACUACAAUCAACGAGGAGGAGCUCAAGCUGUGGCUACUGAAGAGUUAUAGCAUUAACAUUAACAUUAACAUGCGCUACGCUACUCAUCAGAUCAGAUCGAUCCCACACGUAAAUUGGUUCCAUCAUUUUACGUACAUACAUACAUAUAUAUAUAUAUAUAUAGCGCUGUGUUGUAGUAGUUGUAGAGAUCAAUGAUCUAGUGACGACACCAAAGAUAGAUGCAAGACAACUAUUAUACAAAUCCUCCUCACAUAUAUAUGGUAUGUUUUAAAUAUGCAGAUUUUGAUGUUAGGGCAGGGCAGGGCAGACAUUUCUCUUAGAAAUAAUAUCCUAAUAGAAUCAGUGCACACAUGACAUUAUUAGCAUGCA